AGACUUAACAGUGAUACACCUCUCAAUGGGACGUUACCAUGACAGGACAAAGUAAGAACAGGUACAAAAAAGGGGGGAAGUGGAUGAAUACACCUCAGUCUUUGGCAGAAAUCGAGACGGACGAAUCAUCAAGGUUGCAGUAAUGAACAGAACAAUGAAGUUGUUGGUCUUGGCUUUAACCGUCACCGUGCUGUUUACAGCUGGUGAAGCCCUGGACUGCCACCGGUGUGUCUCCAAAAGGGCUGGAGGAAUCUGUGAGCUCACUGUAGAGAGCUGCAAACCAGAGAAGGAUGCCUGCGCUGCUGCCCACUUCCUCAGAGCACCAUAUGGCCAAUACCAGAAAUGCAUGGCUCUGUCAGACUGCGAAAUGCUGAAGACAAACUCCUACAUCGACAUCAAGUGCUGUACCGAAGACAUGUGCAACACCUUAUAAAAUGACAAUGUAUUGGAGUAUCUUUGAGCAAGGCACUUAAACCCAGGGACCCCUGCCGACUGCUGCAAGCGGCUCCCAGGUGUGAAAGCAUGUAUGAACUCAAAGUGGCUAGAAAAACUAAAUUUCUUUUGUCAAUCCUUUCCCUUGACAAAUAAAAAUGUUUGACAAAGA
Perca fluviatilis (European perch) is the source of this 604-nucleotide messenger RNA. It is a transcript of the gene ly97.3, whose product is annotated as lymphocyte antigen 97, tandem duplicate 3. The coding region runs from base 143 to 433 and encodes 96 amino acids. Lineage: Eukaryota; Metazoa; Chordata; Actinopteri; Perciformes; Percidae. The transcript is spliced from 4 exons. The record is from RefSeq and is a predicted model, not a curated record.